This is a messenger RNA of Ricinus communis (castor bean), 887 nucleotides long. Its product is annotated as peroxiredoxin-2E, chloroplastic. Bases 89 to 766 code for a protein of 225 amino acids. The record is from RefSeq and is a predicted model, not a curated record. The transcript has a single exon. Gene Ontology annotation, cellular component: cytoplasm. Gene Ontology annotation, biological process: cellular response to oxidative stress; cell redox homeostasis; hydrogen peroxide catabolic process. Lineage: Eukaryota; Viridiplantae; Streptophyta; Magnoliopsida; Malpighiales; Euphorbiaceae. Gene Ontology annotation, molecular function: thioredoxin peroxidase activity.
UGUUCCCUCCGCCUAUCUUUCUCAUCCAUACUUCAAUCCUCCAUAACCGAACAUUUCACCAAAUAUUUUGCUCCUCUUAAACCGCCAAAUGGCCGCUACUCUCUCAAUCUCCCGCCUCCUCCUCUCUCCCGCCGCCGCUACAACCACCACCAAAUCCCUCAUUUCUCCGGUCUCCCUUUCCUCAAAACUCUCAUUCUCUCCUCUCUCGCUGAAACUUCAAUCCAAAGCCAUACAAUCUAAAGCUUUCUCCACCAGACAAACUCCAACAAUAACCGCCGCAAUUACCGUAGGGGAUAAACUUCCAGACGCCACCCUUUCGUAUUUCGACUCUGACGAUGAGCUCCAAACCACCACAAUAUCCUCCCUAACAGCAGGAAAGAAAUCAAUCCUUUUCGCCGUCCCCGGAGCUUUUACCCCCACUUGCUCGCAAAAACAUCUUCCAGGAUUCGUGGAAAAAUCGGCGGAGCUUAAAGCGAAAGGAAUCGAUGUGAUUGCGUGUGUUUCGGUGAAUGAUGCGUUUGUUAUGAAAGCCUGGAAAGAGAAUUUGGGGAUUAAGGAUGAGGUGUUGCUAUUGAGUGAUGGGAAUGGGGAGUUCACCAAGAAAAUUGGGUGCGAAUUGGAUUUGAGUGAUAAGCCUGUUGGAUUGGGAGUGAGGUCUAGAAGAUAUGCUAUUUUAGCCGAGGAUGGUGUUGUUAAAGUGCUUAAUUUGGAAGAAGGUGGUGCUUUUACUUUUAGUGGUGCUGAUGAUAUCCUCAAAUUGCUUUGAUGGGUUCUUUUGACUUUUUUUGUGUGCCUUUUACAAUUUUGAGUUGUUAAUCUGAUAAUAAUGUGAUGAAACCUUGAGUGGGUUUUGAACUAUCAGGAGUAAAAGUUUGCUUCAUUUUCAA